Messenger RNA from Rotaria sp. Silwood2, 1526 nucleotides. The record is from the annotation of a GenBank genome assembly. Lineage: Eukaryota; Metazoa; Rotifera; Eurotatoria; Philodinida; Philodinidae.
AUGAAUUUGAUUCGGAAUCGACGAGCAGCGACAACGCGCGUAAAUGAGCCUCCAAAGCUGGUGGUUUCAGGACAAUUGCAGGCUUCGGCUUCAUUUGCUCAACAACGUAUUUGGCUUCAUGAACAGCUUUAUUUCAAUCAUCAGUCAUCUUCGUUGGCCAUUUACAAUAUUCUUGUACCCUUACAGAUCAAGCAGGGUUCGUUGUCAGUGGAACGUAUUCGACUGGCUCUACUCUCUGUGCUUGAUCAGCAUAUGAUUCUUCGAACAUCUAUUCGUUUCAAUGAGACAAGUGGUCAGCUCGAGCAACAAGUGCAACCACUUAGCCACGAUCUUUAUUCAUUUGAACAUACUCUGGGCAUAGAUUCUCCAGAACAGCUAGAAGCAAUGCUGACGGCUGAGUCAGUGACUAACCAUUUUAAUUUGAACCAAGGUAAAGUACUACGCUGCCACUUAAUGCAAAUUAGGAAAGAUGGUGAUGAUGAUAUGCUUCAUAAGGAAGAUCUACUUGUUUUUUCAAUUCACCACAUUGCAUUUGACAUCGGUUCGAUUCGACCAUUUAUUAUGACUUUUACUGAAGCAUGCAGGGAAAAUCAAUUCAGUCAUGCUAUCAAUAAGAUGACACAAUACAUUGACUUCGCACUCUACGAACGAUCUCUACUCAAAGAUCCGAGCAGCGAUCGUGCUCGCCAUUUCUGGGCAAAACUACUUCAUGGCUACAAUUGGAGCAACACAUUUCUACAGUCUGUUGCCUGUCCACAGGUACACAAUGAGACACGCUCGGGACGAGGCUAUUCGGCAGCAUUUACCCUUAAUCCACAUAUAGUUCAAGCACAGAUGGAUUUUGCUUCAUCUCACAACAUAACUAUGUUUCAGUUAUGCCUUGCAUGUUAUUAUCUAUUCAUGUAUAAACUAGGAGCCGGAGAGGACCUCUGUAUCAUAAGCGUGAUAGAUAAUCGUCGCCUCUUCCAAAACAAAUCCAUGGUUGGCAUGUUUGUCAAUUUGAUACCCUAUCGAAUCCAAAUUAAUCCGAACGAUUCAUUUAGUAAUUUUGUCUUACAAGUCCAAAGAUUGUGUUUGUCGACCAGCGAAUAUACUCAUAUACCAUAUCAACACAUGAUUAAUCUUCAAGAUAACAAACAACAUCUAAUGCCUCAGGCAUUUUUUUUAUACGAAUCACUCAUGUCUUCCAUUAAGUACAGCAGUACACUUGAAUUCCCUGUGGACGAUGAAAACGACACUAUUUUGGUUUUACACAACGAUCGGGAUCGGUCUCACGACAAUGGUGUCGCUUUAUUUGACUUUACACUAACCAUGUCACAUAGCCAUCACGACAAAAGUACUCAUUGCUUUCUGGAAUGUUCAGCCGAUCUUUUCGACGGUCCCAUAUUCCUACAAAAGCUGGCCGAUCGCUUUCAGCGCAUGCUUGAACAACUAUUUGUAGAACAAAAUCUUGAUGUUGCCACACAUCCAAUCAAUCAUCUAUCGGUGCUACUUCCAACUGAAAGUAACGAAAUUCAAUCAACCAC